AGUUCGGAAGCGCCCAAAGUUCACCAACCUUUUCCUCUCCUUGGGGGGACUCGGGGAAGCAGUCCGGGACCAAGACCGGACGGCCCGUCCGCUUCAGCAGCAAGUGCCUGGCUGGCCCGCCCUCCUCCCCAAAUAGCGCGCAACGCAGGCGCGGCCCCUUCCUCUUCGCCCCUUCGCUCAGUUUCGCGGUGGCGUCAGCCGAGACCCUCCCUGGCUGCACAUCCGCCAGCCACCUCCGCAAGGAAAGAGAGCUGUGGGUGUCACUCAAAAGAAAAAGAAUCAUUUCUGCAAGGGCAUUCCUACAUCCCCAGUGCCUGAGAAGUGACAAGCCUGACCAAGCAGCGCAAAGCCCAAGAUGCUAGGCCUGCUCGUCCCUGAGCAGCAGGAGCUGGGCCUCACAGGGGUGUGACUUGGCAACAGGCGGCUCGGCCUUAUCGCUGCCUGCACAACUUGCAUCCCUCGAGAACAGUCCGAGGAGGAUCCGCACAAGGAGGGCACAUCCUGCCUUUGCAGAGCCCUGGAGUUGGUGCAGAGCUCCAAGCACUUUGGUGACUUCUAGUCCACCUGAUGAAAUGGUUGCUGUGGAUGACUAUGUCAAGUAACAGUCUCUCCAGGGUUGACUCAUGAGUAGAUCAGCUGUUCCAGCUUGCUGCUUGACACAAGGAAGCUAAUAAAUGGCAAAAUUGCAAGUCUUCAAAAGAAUCUAAGCAGGUUACACCUUCUGAAGAACACCUCAAGGGUCCAAGCGAUGCUAGGUAGGUGACUCAUGAGAUAUAUACUGAACGUAAGACACUGUGGAAGACCUCCCUAUGGCUUGCAUCACUGUGACAGUAUUAUGGAAGGCCUCAGCCUUUAGGGCUCUGCGGCCUCUCAGUCUAGCUUCUUCCAGAAGCUUCAGCAAACGUCAGCAGGCGCCGGCUGCUCAGAAUUUUUCAGGCUACGAAUCCAUACAAGAACAGUAUAAGCCGGAGGUGCCAGAAUACUUCAACUUUGCAAAAGAUGUAGUGGAUAAGUGGGCUGAGGCAGAAAAGGAAGGAAGGCGACCUACAAGCCCAGCUCUCUGGUGGGUCAGUGAGCAAGGGGAACAGGUGAAGUGGACCUUUGCGGAGCUGGCCCUUGUAGCCAAGAAAGCAGCCUGGGUGCUCUCUGAGCAGUGCGGCCUGCGGAAAGGAGACAGAGUCAUAGUGAUCCUGCCACGGAUUCCUGAAUGGUGGCUCCUGAAUGUGGCUUGCAUGCGAACAGGAACUGUUCUUAUUCCAGGGACAACGCAGCUGACAGCAACAGACAUUCUCCACCGAAUACAGACAUCAAAGGCCCGAUGUAUCAUUACUGACCAGGCUCUGGCCCCAGCUGUAGACGCAGUCGCUUCCAAAUGCCCAUCUCUCGAAUUCAAGCUAAUUGUGUCACGGGACCCCAGGGAAGGCUGGCGAAACUUCAACGACUUACUGGAACAUGCACCUGCUGAGGACACUUGUGUGGCCACAAAGAGUCAUGAUCCCCUGGCUAUCUAUUUCACCAGUGGAACAACGGGUACUCCAAAAAUGACUGAACAUUCCCACGCCAGUCAUGGGAUUGGACUGGAUCUAAAUGGAAGGUAUUGGCUCGAUUUGACACCUCUGGAUAUAAUUUGGAAUACUUCAGACACAGGCUGGGCAAAAUCAGCAUGGAGUAGCAUUUUCGCACCAUGGAGCCAAGGGGCAUGUGUGUUUGUGCACGGCAUGCCACGGUUUGAGCCACAGCCUGUCCUCGAAACUUUGUCCAGGUUUCCUAUAACAACGUUCUGUUCUGCUCCAACCGCUUAUCGGAUGUUAAUACAUCACAAUUUAACCAGUUAUAAAUUCCAUAGCCUGAAGCACUGCGUGAGCGCAGGGGAACCCAUGAAUCCAGAAGUGAUGGAACAAUGGAAAACGGAAACAGGACUGGAUAUCUACGAAGGCUACGGGCAAACAGAGACGGUGCUGAUUUGUGGAACUUUCAAGGGGAUGAAAAUUAAGCCAGGCUCUAUGGGGAAGCCUUCUCCAGCCUAUGACACUCAGAUAAUAGAUGAAGACUGUAAUAUUUUAUCGCCUGGAAAAGAAGGAGAUAUUGCUAUCCGAAUAAAGGCAGCACGGCCGUUUUGCCUUUUCACUCAAUACACUGAUGAUCCAGAAAGGACAGCUUCAUCUGUACGUGGUGACUUCUACAUCACUGGGGAUAGAGGGAUGCGGGAUGAAGAUGGCUACUUGUGGUUUGUAGGAAGAGCAGAUGACGUCAUCAACUCUGCUGGAUACCGCAUUGGACCAUUUGAAGUGGAAAGCGCAUUGAUCGAACAUCCAGCAGUAGUAGAAUCCGCUGUUGUUAGCAGCCCAGAUUCCAUCAGAGGAGAGGUUGUGAAAGCCUUUGUGGUUUUGUCGCCUGACUACGUUCUCCAUGAUCCAGAAGCACUGAUUAAGGAGCUGCAGGAUCAUGUCAAAAAGGUCACUGCCCCAUACAAGUAUCCUAGAAAGGUGGAGUUUGUGCCCCAUCUGCCAAAGACAGUCAGUGGGAAAAUCCGAAGAAAUGAAUUACGCAAGAAGGAGUGGGGGAAAGCUUAGAAUUCUGUUUACUUUCACUGUGCCUGUUCUAAGUUUCAUAUUGGUUCCUUGUGUUGCAAGAUCUGGUUGGGCUAGCCUCCAUAUUUAAAUCCCGCACAUCCACUCCCUUAGAGAGAGAUCGACGUGCAUACAAGCAGUGUAGGGUCAGACCUUUGGGGAGUGUCAUUGGUUCCGCAUCUCCCUCUGCCCAUUUAUAUAAAAGCAUCUUGCCAGGUUAAGCAAAGUGAAGUGUAACUCUCAUUCCAGAUGUUGGAAAGCAUACAGAAGAGAACACUGUGUACUCUGGAGAAAGCUCCAAAACAAGUUUGAUUCCAAAGCUCAAAAGAAGAAGAAAAAACACCAGCAAGCUAGAAACAUAAUCAAGCACACAAAGCCAGUACCUUCUUUCUACCCUGUAGAAACAAUAAAUGAAGGGCCUCAAUCUGUCCAGUGCAGCACACGGUUCCACUUCACCUAUUAAUCCGACAGCUUCCAAGACACUCAAUGAUGCAGGUAUCCACAUCUGGGUCACUGAGAACUGCAACUUGUUAGAACUGAGAUAGAGUUGCCAUGAAGCAAGUUAAGCCAUUUUAAGCGCACACAGUCUGGUUUAAGUGAAUCCCAUCACCCAGGAUUAUAAACCGAACCAUGAGAGGAUUAUUUAUACGUGUUCAAGUAGUCAUUUCAAUAUUCCAAGCACUUACCAGCAGCAAGCCCCUUUGAGCACUUGAGCUAAAAAACCCUGUGUACAAACACAACCUGGCUGUAGCAACAUUUUGGCAAAUGGUCCUCUCUCUUUUAUACGUAUAUAUCAACUGCAAGGGAUCCAGUGGUGACAACAGAUAUGAAGCAUUAUCACCAAAGCUUCUGUCAAUUAUGAACUAUGCUGAAUGGUGCCAAAAACAGGAGGGGAAAUUUUGAAAGUCACCUGGACACAGUCCAGCCAAUAUUAAGUCCCUUUAGAUCCCAUUUAGUUCAGUGGGAGAAUUCAAUACAUGCUUAAAGCUACUGAAAAUCAGUGGGACCUAAACUGCACAAAACCAGCUGAUCGCACCAAUAAUAGUUUUAGUUUCCGCAACAAAUCUGAGGCCUGCAUCUGUGCUGGAAGACUGUCCCCCACCCAUGUGGAAACAAACUUCUAGAAGCCUCUCAGGCUUUUAACUAUUAAUAUUCUUGCACACUGUAAUUUCUGUACUGUCCUUAAAAAGAGAUAGUAAUGCGCUCAAAAUUCGAACAGUUAACAGAAAAUUGUUUUUAUUUCAUUUGUUAGACUUAACAAAGAGUGUUGUGGACUGCAAUCUGAAUUAUCCCUUGGGACACCAAAAGCACCAGUAUUUCAUAAUCAAGGGAACCAUUUUCAAGCUAGUGUUAGAACACAUUGAAAAGCUGGUGUUCCAGAGAAAGUCACUAAUCUGUGCUGCCAUGCAAGCUUCAUUCCAUUUAAUGGGCUUAUGUUGAGCUUGUUGGAUCUUUUGUAGAACUUCUACCUCUUAUUUUCUAACUAAUGUGGGUUUGUGUUUUCUCUUUCAGUAGUAGAUUGAUGUAAACUCCUUUUUCACAGCCAUAUACCAGACUCAUGUGUAGUGUCAAUGCCUACAUCUGAACGAAACACAUUUGAUUGAAAUAGAACAUCUCAGCAUAAGAAAGGUGGUUUGAUGCACUCUGCAAUUAAAGUCAGCCUGCAGAAUUUCAGUUUUUUUUAAAAAGGGCACACUUUUAUUUCACUUCACAAAUAAAGAAUUAAGAUUUUUAAACAGUUUAAAA
Rhineura floridana is the source of this 4316-nucleotide messenger RNA. Its product is annotated as acyl-coenzyme A synthetase ACSM3, mitochondrial-like. Gene Ontology annotation, cellular component: mitochondrial matrix. Lineage: Eukaryota; Metazoa; Chordata; Lepidosauria; Squamata; Rhineuridae. The coding region runs from base 810 to 2573 and encodes 587 amino acids. The transcript is spliced from 18 exons. Gene Ontology annotation, molecular function: fatty acid ligase activity; fatty-acyl-CoA synthase activity. Gene Ontology annotation, biological process: fatty acid biosynthetic process; acyl-CoA metabolic process. The record is from RefSeq and is a predicted model, not a curated record.